GGCUUCAAAGGCUUUCUUUUAUGGUUUUCACUUUUCAAAGAGUUAAUUCAUUCGCCAGAAGCUGAAGAACCCACCACUGUCUCUGCGGCGAAAGUUACCGAAGCGAAGAUCUCCGAUCAGCCAUGAAUGCCCCCGACCGAUACGAACGAUUCGUCGUCCCUGAAGGCACCAAAAAGGUUGCUUAUGAUAGGGACACGAAGAUCAUCAAUGCUGCUUCCUUCACGAUUGAGAGGGAAGACCAUACCAUUGGAAACAUCGUCCGCAUGCAACUUCACCGCGACGAAAAUGUUUUGUUUGCUGGAUACCAAUUGCCUCAUCCUCUCAAGUACAAAAUCAUAGUCAGGAUUCACACUACAAGUCAGUCUUCCCCGAUGCAAGCAUACAAUCAGGCCAUCAAUGACCUGGACAAGGAGCUUGAGUAUCUGAAGAACCAAUUUGAGGCAGAGGUGGCCAAGUUUUCGACUCAGUACUAAGGAGCUCCGAGUUCCCUAUCUGCAUUUCGGAAAACGUUUUACAUUGUCCUCAUCUAAGCACCAACUAAAAGACUUACAAAGAGCUUGUUGCUUGUAUAAAUUAGAAACAAAUUUUCCUGUAACUUGUUUUAAUUCUAUGUUUUGGCUCUAUUUCCGGCAGCUAAGAAAUAACACUUGGAUUACAGUGUCUUUUUACCAUUUUAUCUACCGAAACUUCUUCAUA
Molecule: messenger RNA, 696 nt
Organism: Eutrema salsugineum
Lineage: Eukaryota; Viridiplantae; Streptophyta; Magnoliopsida; Brassicales; Brassicaceae
Product: DNA-directed RNA polymerases II, IV and V subunit 11
Exons: 5
Coding region: 123-473 (116 amino acids)
Biological process (GO): transcription by RNA polymerase II
Cellular component (GO): RNA polymerase II, core complex
Molecular function (GO): DNA binding; protein dimerization activity
Source: RefSeq, a predicted model, not a curated record